AUGCCGAAACCUAUUAUGACAAAGACAAACAUAAUAUCGUGGGAAUCGACUGCACCCUGAGGGUUGUCGGUAUUGAAUCAUGGCUCGAAAAUACGAGUACGACGAUGCCAGAUUGACUCGAAAGUACGAGUAUGAAGACGAUGGAUUCAAGCGUAACCCUGGCUACGACUCGAGAUACGACGAGGAUCUCGGCGCUAGACACAGAGAUUCUCGCUCGGCUCAACCAGUUAUCAAAACAGAGUCGAAUUCAGAGCAGGUAGUUGUGAUAGAGGAACGCGAACAGUGGAGUAAUAAGAUCGACUUUCUGCUCUCGUGUAUCGGUUACGCCGUUGGUCUCGGAAACGUCUGGAGAUUCCCUUAUUUGUGUUACAAGAAUGGCGGGGCGUCGUUCCUCAUACCAUAUUUGGUGUGCCUGGUUUUCUGUGGCAUCCCAAUCUUCUACCUGGAGGUAGCACUUGGACAGUACACGGCACAGGGCGUGGUCAAUGCGUGGGCGGUCGUGUCCCCCAUCAUGACAGGUAUUGGGUUUGCCAUGACGGUCAUCACCUUCCUGUGUAGUGUUUACUACAACGUGAUCAUGGCGUGGUCUUUCUACUACAUGUUUGACGCAUGGAGAGCCGUAGUUCCGUGGAACGACUGCAACAACGAGUGGAACACUCAGUUCUGCAGCACGACUGGAAAGCUGAUCAACUGCACAAUGAACUGUACCGCCAAGCUAGUAUCACCAGAGGAGGAGUAUUUUGAGCGCAAAGUCCUGCAGCUCUCAGGGGAUGUCGGCAAGCCCGGGGAGGUCCGGUUUGAAUUGGCCAUGUGUCUGCUUCUGGCCUGGAUCGUCGUCUAUUUCUGCGUUUGGAAGGGUAUCAAAUCCGCGGGAAAGGUCGUAUAUUUCACGGCUACUUUCCCGUAUCUGGUUCUGUUUAUUCUACUCAUUCGUGGUGCCACUCUGCCGGGAGCUACGAACGGGGCAUUGUUCUACGUCAAACCGGACUUCACAAAACUUGGAGAUCCCAGGGUUUGGGUGGAUGCCGCUGGUCAAAUAUUCUUCUCUCUUAGUGUAGGGUUUGGCGGGCUAAUCACCUACGGGAGUUACAACAAGUUCAACAACAACUGCCAGAGGGAUACCCUGAUUGUUUCGGUGAUCAACUGCCUGACCAGUGUGUUCGCGGGCUUCGUCAUCUUCACCAUGAUGGGGUUUAUGGCGCAUGAACUUGGGGUCGAGGUCGAAGAUGUUGUCAAGUCAGGUCCAGGUCUUGCGUUCAUUGCGUACCCUCAAGGCAUCAAGAAAAUCCCGGGAUCUCCCUUCUGGGCCUUCCUCUUCUUCUUCAUGUUAUUCAACCUCGGACUCGACAGUCAGUUCGUGGGCGUAGAAACAGUUACGACAGUACUUAGCGACUCUUAUAAGGGGGCGAGGAGAUACAAGGCGCACCUCACCCUACUCUUCUGCGUAGUGUCUUAUAUCCUCGGUAUCUCCAAUGUUACACAGGGUGGUGUUUACAUUUUUACCAUGUUUGACUACCAAGGCGGUGGUAUCUCACUUAUCCUCAUAGCUCUACUCGAGGUGAUAGCAAUCGGUUGGUUUUACGGUGUCGAAAGAUUUGCGCGCAAUAUAGAGUCGAUGAUUGGCCACCGUCCGAACAUAUACUUCCUUUUGUGCUGGAAAUACAUCUCUCCAUUGAUCAUAGGGGUUAUCUUCAUAUGGAAUUGUGUUGACUGGUCGGGUAUCUCGUAUGGUGAUUACGUCUUCCCUGCUUGGGCCGAGUUCUGCGGAUGGCUUCUUUGCUUUUCGUCCAUCGUCUGUGUACCGAUAUGCGCUAUUUAUAGAUGUGUCAAAGGAAAAGGAACGCUUGCAGAGCGAAUGCUAGAUGUGUUGACUCCAGAUCAAGCCAUGCUGGACGCUAUUGACGCCAAGCACAACGUCCCAAAAGGGAACAAAAUGGUGAAGUGAGAAGACAACAAGGAAUUUUAUCAAAUAUCUCACUCUAGCUCAGGUUUACUUCAGGGGUCGUCAACUUUCUUCGCGUGAAAACUAUAAAAAAUAGCGAUAUUAGGAAAAGAGUCAAAACGGUAGGUUGUAACGCUCCUAAGAGUGGCCGUGAGUAGCCUGGGUCCAGGGGCGUAGCCAGGGGCUGGCCUAGCCCCCCCUCACCCUUUUAGCAGCCAAAAAUGCAGUAAAUGUAUGAGACAUUAUCUAAAAUACAGAAGAAAAUUCAUUGAAAUUCCCUUUUGGGCCCCCUCCUGUUAAAAUUCCUGCCAAUGCCGAAAGUCGACCGAAGCCCGAAAGUCGACCGAAUGCUGAAGGCGCUAUCUCUUUUAAGUUGUAAGUCCCGCCUUCAAAGUAAAAGAACCGCGACUAUCUACACUAGUGUAGAAUAUCUCAAAAGAUUUUGACAACCCGCAGCAUCGCGUAUUAGAAUUACGGUAUUAAUUUUGCGGCAGUAUAGUUUCCAACACAUGGCCUUCUCUAUUAAAAAGAAACUAUUGUCCGUUGAAUUCGGAUGUUUCCAAAUGUCAUGGUGCGGUCUUGAUAGUAAACUCCCAAGAAAGAUGAGCACUAAACGUUUUUGAUACACGAUGCAAGGGAACAGGCGUAAACCGGGUCUUGUUGAGGUUAUUUGAUCAACGCCAAACAUAUCCAACAUGGAUUGCAAGCUUAUAAAGCAUAGUUCUUUUUAAUGCUUAUAACUGAUGCGAGAUUUGACAUGUGACAUUCUAUAGCGAUUUGACAUGUGACAUUCUAUAUCGAUUCUGCCCUAUGAACUUUCGGUAAUACUGGCAACUGCCAGUUACCCGAAAUACGUUCUGAUUAGUUAUCUUCCGGUUUACCGCGAUAACUUUCCGUCCACCUCCAACUUAGCGCUCGCAGUCUCUACCAAACCAGCCGAUAGAAGAGGAUGUUUUCUCACGCUUGGAAGAGGAUGUUUUCUCACGCUUGGUGUUUUGCGAGGAUGACAAGAGGCUAUUAUGUGUCUAAGUACAGUUAUGCUAUUUAAGGUACUAAAAAUUCAUUAUCGCCGUUAUGUAUGUAUGGAAAUUUACUAUCACUUGAGCUUACUUGUUUUAUUAUUUGUCCGUGAGGAGGUACUUGUAUGUGCUCAAAAAGAAACUGUGUCUGUUUGUUUUGUUAUAACAAUAAAGACCUUAUUGUAAAUGUGUAAAAGCCCAGAAAAUACUGCAGACAAAACAA
Nematostella vectensis (starlet sea anemone) is the source of this 3184-nucleotide messenger RNA. Its product is annotated as sodium- and chloride-dependent GABA transporter 1. Gene Ontology annotation, biological process: sodium ion transmembrane transport. Gene Ontology annotation, cellular component: membrane. NCBI's taxonomy places the organism in Eukaryota, Metazoa, Cnidaria, Anthozoa, Actiniaria, Edwardsiidae. The coding region runs from base 80 to 1945 and encodes 621 amino acids. The record is from RefSeq and is a predicted model, not a curated record. The transcript has 14 exons.